AUGCCUAUUAUUAUCAUUUACAUCCUAUUCACCUUGCUUGAUACUUCAAAUUGCUAAUGGAAAAUAAAGGAAAAGUACUUAGAUAAUGAUUGGAUAUUUACCACGAGCGCUGAACCAAGCUCAAGUUCAGGAUAUUUUAUAUUGCCUUCAAGCUAAGCAUCUGCAAAUUUUAUCACUUGUGCAACUCCUCCCACAAGCUAUAUUACUUUAAGUAAUUCCUUUCCAUCUGCCCUAAAUUAUAUAAAUCCAUAAUUCUAUGAUUAGGAUUGGAUAUCUAUGGAUUUAUAUUUUCAGAGUACAUGGUCUUCUCAAAAUGUUUAAUUUACCUUAGGAUCAUUUUCUUAUUCAUAUAUUUAUAAUUCCCCUACCACUUAUCUAUUGACAACUGGAUUUUGUGAUGCUACUCCUUUUGAAGUUAAAACUUUAAAUUUUACACUACAAAUAGCAGAAGGUAGUACUUAUGCUAGAAUGAAAUUUACAUCCUCUAAUACAGAUGCAGGUUUAGUUUCGAUUAGAAAUAUCUUUGUCUCAAGAUUAAAAUGCUAUCCAUCAUGUAAUUCAUGCACAGGUCCAAAAUACAAUUAAUGUACAAGCUGCUAUUAUGGGAUCCAAACAAAUAAUUAAUGUCCACCUUGUCCAUCAAUUUAAUACUAUUGGAAGGAGGAAGGAUGCAGAGACAUUUGUGAUAUCACGUCUCCAUUAUAUUAUAAUGGAUUUUGUUAAUUUUAUCCAAUUGUCCGUAUAAUAAGUAGUUAUAUUUUUGAUUCAAUCUAUAGUAAUGAAAUUUUCAAAUGGUCGUUAAUAUAUGAUCCAUAACAUGUUGAUACAACUCCAACUGCUAUUAAUAUUUAUUUAUUUGCAUUAGGAGUAUUAAAGUAUAAUUCUGGAGUUUAUAGAUAUUUCGACUCAUUGUCUACUUAUUCUUCUUCCACUUUUUUGAUAGGAUUGAAAAUAACAAUUAUGCUUUAUAAUGAAAUUCCAAUUAAUUGUGGAAUAUAGUUUAAGAUUAACAAUACUUAUUACGGAUCUAUUUAUAGAAAUGCUUCUGGAAUUCAAACCCAUAAUUCAAAAAUCUCCUCUAUUUAUAUCUUUGGAACAGCUUCAACAUAUUCGUAUUUGACUGUAAGAUAUGAAUUAAUUUCAUUUAUUGACAUUCCGAAAUAUGCGUUUCUAUUUUCAGCAAUAGGAAAUUAUACUGAUGGUACAUCAGGAUGGGGAAUGUCUCACGUCGAUAUUACUUCAGGAUAUUGCUCUUAAUAUUGUGAAUUGUGUGAAGUAUCAUUUAAAUGUAAGACUUGCGAAAUAGGUUACUAUUUUUAUCGAGAUGGUAGUUGCGUAAGCAGUUGCUCAUAUCCAUAUUAGAGAUUGAGUGGUUCAUAUUGCUAUGAUUAUGAUGAUGAAACACCUUAUUCUUAAUAUUUAGUUUAAGAAUAUCUAGAUUUAGAAGGUGAUCCAGAAUACUAUGGAAAAUAUACUUUAAUCUCUCAAAGUGGAUCAAACCUUUUAAGUGGAUCAGAUAUCUAUUAUUCAUAUUGGUAUAGAUUUAGAGUCUUUGGAGGACCUUUUGUAUGGGCAUAAGCUAAAUUCUAAAGGGUUCAUAAUAUAAUCAAUCCACAUCACAGUGUUACUAUUGCAUUUUAUAUUUUAUAUGGACCUUCAUUCCCUUCAGAUGGGAAGUUUAUAUAUACAAUUGAGAGUAAUACACCAGUCACUAAAUCAACUGCAAAUUAACAUUACUCUAAUUUUGAUGGUUCAAAAUAUUAAAUUGUUUAUGAAAGAAUCAACCAUAAUGCAAAUACAUUAACAAUAACUUGGGAAUGCUUUGGUCCAAAUAAUGAACCAAUCAAGGCAUAUUGUGCAUACUAUAAUUAUUAUAUUGCUGUUCAUAAUUGCUAACCUUAUUGUUUAUAAUGUUCAGAUUAAUCUACAUGUACUUAAUGGAACAGCACUUAUGAUUCUAAUAUAGUUAAAUUUUCUUAAGUAGAAUGCUAGAGUAAUCAAUAUUAUGAUAAAGAAUCUGUUAGAUGUUUAACUUGUCCAUCAUCUUGUUUAACUUGUACAUCUAAAUUAGAUUGUUAAACAUGUUAACCAACUUAUACCUAAUCUAAAUUAGGAUGUUUCUGCAAAGUGAAUUAAUAUGAAGAUUCAAAUUAAUGUCUUAAUUGUCCUAUUGAAUGUAAUUAAUGUUUAAGUUCUACUAAUUGUAUAGAAUGCUUGACUAUUAAUAAUAGACAAUUGUCAAAUGGGUAAUGUAAUUGUAUUGAUGGAUAUUAUCCAGUUGUUUCAGAUCCUAAAUGUUAGCUAUGUCAUUAAUUUUGUAAAACUUGCACUGGACCAACAUCUGAUGACUGUUUAACAUGCAAUGCUAUUCCUAAUAUUGAAAAAGUAGGAUCAACGUGUAGAUGUCCAACAGGGAUGUCUUAUUAAUUUGCAACAUAAACUUGUUCAUCUUGUCAUUCAUCAUGCUUAACAUGCUUUAGAACCACAAUUGACGGCUGUUUAACAUGUAAUUCUACUUUAAAUAGAUUAUUAAAAGGGUUAAAAUGUGUUUGUGCACCUGGUUAUUAUGAAUUAAGUAAUGUUUGUACAAAUUGUCCAAUUACAGAAGAUCCAUCUCUUAGUGAAUGUCAUAAAUUGUGUAAUAAUAAUUAAUUGAUAUGGCAUACAAUAACUUGUAGUUCUUGUGAUACUGGAUUUCAAUUAGUAUCUGGAGAAUGUCAACCUAUUUGUGGAGAUUUAUAAAUCAAAGGAUAUGAAUAAUGUGAAGAUAAUAAUACAAUCCUUAAUGACUUAUGCUAUAAUUGUUAAUUUCAAUGUCCAGCUUAUUGUGUAACUUGUGAUUUAUUAACUACUUUACCUUGUCCUGAUGUUUGUGGAGAUGGAAUCAUUACAGGAAUAGAAGAAUGUGAAGAUGGCAAUACCAUUUAAUAUGAUGGAUGUUUUCAAGUUGUAGGAAAUUAAUGCUAACCUGCAUGUUCAAAGUGUAUAAGAGGACUAUGUUUUGAGUGUGCAACUGGAGGUUGGUAUAUUGAUCCUUUAAUUACUCCUUGGUAAUGUAAAGAAAAAUGUGGAGAUGGGCUAAUAAUUGGAAGUGAACAAUGUGAAGAUGGAAACACUUCUGAUACGGAUGGGUGCAAAGAUUGUAAGUACUUCUGCAGAAUUGGUUGUUCAUCUUGUGAUUAUACAACCAACACAUGCUUAAGUUGUGCACUCCCUGGGUUUUGA
Messenger RNA from Paramecium tetraurelia, 3225 nucleotides. RefSeq lists its product as uncharacterized. Lineage: Eukaryota; Ciliophora; Oligohymenophorea; Peniculida; Parameciidae. The transcript has 5 exons. The record is from RefSeq and is a predicted model, not a curated record.